CUCUCUGCAAGAGUCUUCUCCUGGGAAAGUAGCAUACUCGUUGGGUUUGCGCUGUCUUUCCCUGGCUGCUCAGCUCUCGGGAGCAACUUCUUAUCAUGUCGAAAACACAGGCAUCAGCAGUGGACCCCACUAAGAUGGGUGUCGGAAGGGCGAUCGCGGUCCUGACUUCAGGAGGUGAUGCUCAAGGCAUGAAUGCUGCAGUGAGGGCCACAGUCAGAGUUGGUCUUUACACAGGAGCCAAAGUCUUCUUCGUUUGUGAGGGCUACCAGGGGCUGGUUGAUGGCGGUGAUAAUAUCCGCCAAGCUACAUGGGAGAGCGUGUCCAUGAUGCUCCAGCUGGGGGGCACAGUGAUCGGCAGUGCUCGCUGUAAAGAUUUCCAGACAAAGGAGGGCCGCAUAAAGGCAGCAUACAACCUGGUCAAAAGGGGCAUCACUAAUUUGUGUGUUAUUGGUGGAGAUGGGAGUUUGACUGGAGCCAAUCAGUUCCGUACAGAGUGGAGCGAUUUGUUGGGGAACCUGCUCAGUACAGGCAAGAUAACUAAAGACGAGGCCCAAUCAGCAUCACAUCUUAACAUCGUGGGCAUGGUUGGAUCCAUCGAUAAUGACUUCUGUGGCACAGACAUGACCAUCGGCACAGACUCCGCUCUUCAUCGCAUCAUGGAGGUGGUGGACAGCAUCACCACUACAGCACAGAGUCACCAGCGUGCGUUUAUUUUGGAGGUCAUGGGAAGGCAUUGUGGUUACCUUGCCCUGGUUACUGCACUGUCAUGUGGCGCUGACUGGGUGUUUAUUCCUGAGAUGCCACCAGAUGAUGGCUGGGAAGAACACUUGUGCAGGAGGCUGACUGAUACCAGGAACAGAGGAUCUCGUCUGAAUGUGAUCAUCGUGGCUGAGGGAGCCAUGGAUCGGGCUGGCAAGCCCAUUACUUGUGAACAGAUCAAAGAUUUUGUAUCCAAGAAGCUGGGCUAUGACACCCGUACCACUAUCCUAGGCCAUGUACAGCGAGGAGGCACACCUUCAGCCUUCGACAGGAUCCUGGGCAGCAGGAUGGGUGUGGAGGCUGUGAUGGCCCUGCUUGAGGCCACUCCUGACACACCAGCCUGUGUGGUCUCACUCUCAGGGAACCAAGCAGUCAGACUGCCCCUUAUGGAGUGUGUACAAGUGACCAAAGAUGUCACCAUUGCAAUGAAAGAGGGCAGAUAUGAUGAUGCUUUGAAACUCAGAGGAAGGAGCUUUGAGAAUAACUGGAACACAUACAAACUGCUGGCCCAUGUGCAUAUUCCUGAAGUCAAAAGUAACAUUAAUGUGGCCAUUCUGAAUGUGGGCGCACCAUGUGCAGGCAUGAACGCGGCUGUGAGAGCUGCAGUCAGGAUUGGCAUCCUGCAAGGCCACAGCAUGCUGGCAGUGCAUGAUGGUUUCGAGGGUUUGGCCGAAGGAAAGAUUGAGCCUAUAACUUGGAACAGUGUUGGCGGCUGGACAGGGAAAGGAGGCUCUGUUUUGGGAACUAAGAGAACACUUCCAGCAAAGCACAUCGAAGACAUAAGCCUGAACAUUGCCAAGUACAACAUUCACUCCCUGGUCAUUAUAGGAGGUUUUGAAGCGUUCUCAGGUGGUCUGGAACUUGUCCAAGCCAGAGAGAAGUACGAGGAGUUGUGUAUCCCCAUGGUUGUUAUUCCAGCUACCGUCUCAAACAAUGUUCCUGGAUCAGACUUCAGCAUCGGAACUGAUACUGCCCUGAACACAAUCACCACGACCUGUGACAGGAUCAAGCAGUCAGCCGCUGGCACUAAACGUCGUGUGUUCAUCAUUGAGACUAUGGGAGGUUACUGUGGCUACCUGGCCACCAUGUCAGGCCUGGCUGCUGGUGCUGAUGCUGCCUAUAUCUAUGAAGAGAAAUUCAGCAUUCGUGAUUUGGAGAAUAACGUACAGCAUCUUGUAGAGAAAAUGAAGACGACCGUUAAGAGAGGUCUGAUUCUCAGAAAUGAGAACUGUAACUCCAACUACACAACUGACUUCGUCUUUAACCUGUACUCGGAAGAAGGAAAGGGGGUUUUUGACUGUCGUAAGAAUGUCCUUGGACACAUGCAGCAGGGCGGUACUCCAACUCCGUUUGACAGAAACUUUGCCACUAAGAUGGGUGCUAAGGCAGUUCUCUGGCUUACUGAGAAGUUGAAAGACUGUUACAGACAUGGGCGUAUUUUUGCCAACACUCCAGACUCAGCGUGUGUGUUAGGCAUGAGAAAGAGAGGACUGAUGCUCCAGGCCAUGAGUGAGCUCAAGGAGCAGACUGAUUUUGAGCACCGUAUUCCAAAGGAUCAGUGGUGGCUGAAGUUGAGGCCCAUUCUGAAGAUCUUGGCCAAAUACAAGAUAAAUCUGGACACCUCAGAGCAUGCUCAUAUGGAGCAUGUUAUCAGCAAGAGAGCUCCAGUCUCAAUUUCUGGUAAAAUGUUUUAAGGACUGAGAAUGGAGAAGUUCAAAAUACAUUAUGUGGUUGCAUAGUGAAUCAUUAUGCUGGUUUACAAAUGAUUGAUAAUCCACAACUGACAACAUACUAUUCAUUACAUGUUUAUUACUGCUAUGUAAUAAAUGAAAUAUAAAUCAAUGUUUUACAGAGACUAUUGACUGAUAAUUCAGUCUGUUAAUCUUUACCCAUUUAUAUCUUCAUUAACCUUUUAACUUGUUCCGUGACAUUAUAAGAUCCAAUGGUGAGUGAAUAUAUAAGUUCAGUAAGUCAUUAGUAAAUACUUGAUAUCAUAUUUGAUACUAAUUAAUAAAUAAUGAACUAUUAUAUAAAUCAAUUAUGGAUAAUCAAUGAUUAACCAACAGCAUACAUUACUAAUAUGUAACACUUAAUGUAAAUUGUUAUCAGAAGGAUUAAUAUAAAAAUUAAACUUAUUUACUGUCUCAUCUGCUUGUAACCUUUAUAAUUAUGUUUGUCUUUACCUCUUGUUCAUCUUCCCAUCUUUGUUUUACGAAUUUUAUUCAUAGCACAUACAAUUUGUGAAACAUCAAUUAAAAGUAAACACCAAAAAACUCAA
Tachysurus fulvidraco (yellow catfish) is the source of this 3037-nucleotide messenger RNA. RefSeq names its product phosphofructokinase, muscle a (gene pfkma). Gene Ontology annotation, molecular function: monosaccharide binding; 6-phosphofructokinase activity; AMP binding. The coding region runs from base 96 to 2453 and encodes 785 amino acids. Gene Ontology annotation, cellular component: membrane; 6-phosphofructokinase complex; cytoplasm. Gene Ontology annotation, biological process: fructose 1,6-bisphosphate metabolic process; fructose 6-phosphate metabolic process; canonical glycolysis. The transcript is spliced from 22 exons. The record is from RefSeq and is a predicted model, not a curated record. NCBI's taxonomy places the organism in Eukaryota, Metazoa, Chordata, Actinopteri, Siluriformes, Bagridae.